CUGCGUCUAGUAGUGGCGUCACUUCCGGUCGGUGAAGAAUCCUCACAGAGUCGGACAAGAGAUAAAGUUGACAGAAUGCCGAAGUCAAAGGAGCUGGUUUCUUCAAGUGCAUCUGGAAGUGAUUCCGAUAGUGAAGUUGACCAAAAGCCUAAAAGAAAAAGCCAGCCUCCUCCAGAGAAAGAAAAGCCUGCGAAGAAACAAAAAACAGGAGAAAGUUCCAAAGGAGCUGCAUCAUCCAAGCAAAGUAGUAGCAACAGAGAUGAUAACAUGUUCCAGAUUGGAAAAAUGAGGUACGUCAAUGUUAGAGACUUUAAAGGAAAAGUCCUGAUUGACAUCAGAGAAUAUUGGAUGAACCAAGAUGGGGAGAUGAAGCCAGGCAAGAAAGGUAUAUCUUUAAAUCCUGAGCAAUGGAACCAGCUGAAGGAGCAGAUAUCUGAUGUCGAUGAUGCAAUAAAAAAACUGUAAAAGACACCUGUUUGUGGAGAAGCUUCAUCCUUUAGUUUUAAGCACUCUUUUUACAUUUUGCUAUUUGUUUUCUACUUUUUGUUUUACCGGCUAUUGUAUGUUUGGAUUGCAAAGCAACUUGUCAGACGGAUCCUUUAUAUGCAUUUCAAUGUACCCUGGGUCACAAAUUAUGUUGUAAAAAGGAGAUUUUGUUUACCAAAUAACUGUUCAAGUAUCUGGCCAUUUAGUUCUAACAUGGCUACAUAUUUAAAAGCGGUGGAAUGCUCCUUAAUAUUCCUGACAAUAUUUAAAUCUGGAUAGUUUCUUCUGCAUUUGGGACUGCACAGGCUGUGGUUCUUCAUCUAGAACUAUGAUGACAGCUGCCUAGGGAAUGGUGUUUUUUCCUCUUGAUCUAGAAGUAUGGUGCAAUUUUUUUAUUUUUAUUUUUUGUAAAUGCAAGAAUGAAGGCAAAACCUUUAUGAUCAUAUGAAUGAGCUGAUUCCUGUUUAGGGCUCCUAAUAGAUUUUGAGUAUUUGAUUUAUUUUAAACUAGUACAUUUUGUCCCCCUACUUUUUGGUUGCACACACACAGUUGUAAGCACCAGUUUGCAGUCCUUUUGCAGUUGACAAUUUACUUCAAAGGAACUUCCCAAACACAACCUACGUGUCAUUUGUCCAUUUAAACAGUUGUUCUUUCACAACGUUUGAGUAUCCCAGUCUUUUUCAGAGUUCAUUCAUGUUUGCAGUGUGUCUUGAGUUUGUCAAAUUUGGAAACUAUUUAUCUACCUAACAGUGAGGGUUUUUUUUUUUUUUUUGGUUUGGAUUUUGUA
This is a messenger RNA of Pelobates fuscus (common spadefoot toad), 1273 nucleotides long. It is a transcript of the gene SUB1, whose product is annotated as SUB1 regulator of transcription. The record is from RefSeq and is a predicted model, not a curated record. Gene Ontology annotation, molecular function: DNA binding; transcription coactivator activity. Gene Ontology annotation, cellular component: nucleus; transcription regulator complex. The transcript is spliced from 5 exons. The coding region runs from base 76 to 465 and encodes 129 amino acids. Lineage: Eukaryota; Metazoa; Chordata; Amphibia; Anura; Pelobatidae. Gene Ontology annotation, biological process: positive regulation of transcription initiation by RNA polymerase II.